CUCGCACAGCCUGCUUCUCCCUGCCUGCUCCUCUCAACCCUCCCAUUCUCCAUUUCCCUCCCUGGCAGGGUGUAAUUGAGUCAGGGCAGGAUCAGGUUCCCCGCCUUCCCGUCCAAAAAUCCCGCCAAGGAAGCCCCAGAGCAUAAGAAAAUCCAAAGUAGAGAGAGGGGAAGAAAGAAAGCACCGAGUCAUCCAUCCAGAAGGGGGGGAGAGCGCAGCCGCCCAGGCAGAAGCAGCAUCCAGCAGUACCUGGAGUCCGCUGCAGAAACCUCGCCCGCACGGUGCAACAAAGGCAGCCUGCUAGUCAGCGAGGACCUCUGCAAGCCAAAACAUGUCAUCCCAACAGUACCAGCAGCAACGUCGAAAAUUUGCAGCUGCCUUCUUGGCAUUCAUUUUCAUCUUGGCAGCCGUGGACAUUGCUGAGGCUGGGAAGAAAGAGAAGCCAGAAAAAAAGGUGAAAAAAUCUGACUGUGGAGAAUGGCAGUGGAGUGUGUGCGUGCCCACCAGUGGUGACUGUGGACUGGGCACCCGGGAGGGCACACGCACUGGCGCUGAGUGCAAGCAAACCAUGAAGACCCAGAGAUGUAAGAUCCCUUGCAACUGGAAGAAGCAAUUUGGAGCUGAAUGCAAAUACCAGUUCCAGGCUUGGGGAGAAUGUGACCUGAAUACUGCCUUGAAGACCAGGACUGGAAGUCUGAAGCGAGCUCUUCACAAUGCUGACUGCCAGAAGACUGUCACCAUUUCCAAGCCCUGUGGCAAACUCACCAAGCCCAAGCCUCAAGGGCUGAUCUAUGUCAGACAGUGACAGGAAGCAAUGCUGUAAGUUGGCGCUUGCUUUUUGGUAUGCUCUUAAGAAAAGUCUCAGUGCUUCUGCAUGGAGAAAAUGGGCCCAGGAUGGAUUGCUAUAUGGCUCAUAUCAUUCCUCCCCAUUCUUAUUAUUUCCUUUGUCUUUCCUACUGAUAGUUCUAGUUUGGCCUUUUUUUUUCAGAUUGCCAAUUUACAAAUAGUGACAAGGAAAUUUAUUAUUAAUUAUGAAAGCUUGGCAUUUAGCUAAACUUGGUUUUAACUAGGUCUUAUAACUUAAUUAACCCAUAUUUUUCAAUCCAUGUUUGGCCACGUGACUUCUUGCCUCAUCUCCGUACUGCACAUCCUGCUUUCCUCUGCAUCUCCUUGGUGAAUUGCUCAUGCCUAGAUUCCUCCUCCUCUUCCUUUCUUUCCCAUGUAAUCCUACCUAUCCUCUCCUGUCUAGCUAAUGGCCAUUCAGCACUUCAUUAUACCAAACACAGCAAUACAUCUUCACACAGUAGACAACAUCAGGUAGUUGCUAUUCUUUGCAAUAAGUCUCUUGGUUCUUGGAGACCAUAAUAAUAAUGAAGCUUAUAUUCAUGAUUCAUAGCAAUAGGAGGCAUUUGGAAUUUUACUGUUUUGUUAGAAAGCCUCAGGAUUUUAGAAACACUUUCCAACACAUUGCGAAUACAAUAGCAUCUCUAAUGUAAUAGUGCUAACUGCUACAGAGCUACAAUCAUCUUGUGUCUGUAUCCCAACUUUGAGCAUUAUCCUGUAUAAACUUAGUCAUUGGCUAAGGAAAGGAUGAGAGUUUACAAACCCAGGGAGCUAAAACAUCAGUGUGUAGCCAUGAUGUAUGCAUGUCUCUCUAUUGUCUACAUGUGCCCAUAAUACAUUUAAAAUGUCUGGAACAAGGAUGUCCCUUAGGUAUCACUGAAGGGACAAAGCAGACAUUCUUCCAGGAGGUAGCCCUUCCUCUUGCAUGUCUCACAGUUGCUCAUUUCCUGGCAAGCAUGUCUGCUUCACAGUCUCAGUGCAGGACGGAGAAAAUGAUGAUGAGCCUGGGGAUUGAGUUAACAUUUGGUAUGUCAUACCAGUUGGUUCUGUUCAAUGUGAACUAAGGUUCCCUACUGUUACACAUCAUUGUCUGGAUCCUCCUGGCUCUUAAUGCUUUGCACAGUGGCCACUGCAUGAUCAUUAUAAAGCACUUGAUUUUACCAAGUGAAGUUCUGCCCUAGAUCAAGUGGGGACCCUCAUGAUCACACCAAAGCUUUGUCUUAUGGUCACCUUGAAGACUACUGAAAUGAAACUGACUUUAUCCACAGAGUUAAUUCAGUUCUCAUUCUUAAAAAUAAGAAAGCAAUGUUAACCUUCCAAAUGUGACUCAUUAUGUUCUCAUAUCAGUAAAAGAGAGAUAGUAAAAAGAUUGAAAAGAAAAGGAUGGAGCCAUUUGGUGCAAUUCCUAAUGGGUUUAUGAGUGGAUCUAGUAUAAAGGGGGUUGAUACCCUCUGUUUGAUUUACUCAACUCUGUAUGAUCCUUUAGACAAAGCUCCCUUCAACUACAUACUAUAUGGUCCAUAGUUUUACUAUAAAGAGCUGCCUGAAUAUGUUAGUAGCUGUCAAGAUCCAGACUAGAUGCACAUUGGAACUGUUUGCUUAGAAAGAAAAAAAGUGAAUGCUAAUGAACAUUUCCAGUUGAAGGGACUAUGAAAGCAUUGGAACUAAGCAAGGCUACUAAAGCCUUCCAUCAAGAAGAGGCCUGGUUUAUUCCUAAGAGAGGCCAGCCUGCUACAUAAGUUUUCUAAGCAGGACCUUCAAACAUGUUUGACAUUCCAAAUGGAGGCAACGAACAUGGUAACAAGCAUGUUUAACUAUUCACAUAGAUAGGCUGUGUUCUUCUUGCGUAUUCUUAUAUGUACUCCCCCAACUCUUGUUUGUACACAUGCACACAUACUGGCAACUUCACAGGAGCAAACAUCUUGUGUGUUGAUCUUGGCCAGUUAUAAGAAAAUUGGCGUUCCUUUCAUAGAUUAGUACCUUGAUGCUAUUUUCUUUUUCUUUUAAAUUGCAGCAGAAUCAAAGAA
Messenger RNA from Peromyscus maniculatus bairdii (prairie deer mouse), 2870 nucleotides. The record is from RefSeq and is a predicted model, not a curated record. Lineage: Eukaryota; Metazoa; Chordata; Mammalia; Rodentia; Cricetidae.